This is a messenger RNA of Sorghum bicolor (sorghum), 994 nucleotides long. Its product is annotated as peptidyl-prolyl cis-trans isomerase. The record is from RefSeq and is a predicted model, not a curated record. The transcript has a single exon. Bases 164 to 682 code for a protein of 172 amino acids. Gene Ontology annotation, biological process: protein peptidyl-prolyl isomerization; protein folding. Gene Ontology annotation, molecular function: peptidyl-prolyl cis-trans isomerase activity. Lineage: Eukaryota; Viridiplantae; Streptophyta; Magnoliopsida; Poales; Poaceae.
CACGCAAACGCAACCCGCCGUCGCGCGCGCCCGCCCGGCUAUUUUACCGCACCAGUCCUCCCUCCACCAGAUCAGAUCAGAUCACAGAACGCAACAGCCGAAGGAAAAAUUUCCCCCCAACCAAAAACCCUCUCUCCCAAACCCUAGCUACCUUCGGAUCCCGAUGGCGAACCCGCGCGUCUUCUUCGACAUGACGGUCGGCGGCGCGGCGGCGGGGCGGAUCGUGAUGGAGCUGUACGCGAACGAGGUGCCCAAGACGGCCGAGAACUUCCGCGCGCUGUGCACGGGCGAGAAGGGCGUGGGGAAGUCCGGGAAGCCGCUCCACUACAAGGGCUCCACCUUCCACCGCGUCAUCCCGCAGUUCAUGUGCCAGGGCGGCGACUUCACCCGGGGCAACGGGACCGGAGGCGAGUCCAUCUACGGCGACAAGUUCCCCGACGAGAAGUUCGUGCGCAACCACACGGCCCCCGGGGUGCUCUCCAUGGCCAACGCCGGGCCCAACACCAACGGCUCCCAGUUCUUCAUCUGCACCGUCGAUACCCCCUGGCUCGACGGCAAGCACGUCGUCUUUGGCCAGGUCGUCGAGGGCAUGGACGUCGUCAAGGCCAUCGAGAAGGUCGGAUCCCGCAGCGGAUCCACCUCCAAGGAGGUCAAGAUCGCUGACUGCGGCCAGCUCAGCUAGAUCGUUGGUCUGGUCUGCCCGUCCGCCCUCCCUCCCGUCAUCGUCCACUCCGCCUGCGUCCCGUCCCGUUUCCGGUUUGCUUCGAUCUGAAUAAGAUGAUGGUGAUCUGAGUGGUGGUCUGAGUUGAGUCGUUUAUUUAUCAUGUGCGUCUGUCUGUGUCGCUCGCGGUUUAAUCUAGCGGUGUAGGUGUGGAUCUCCGAAUCCCAUGGCGCCUCUGCUUACUUCGUGUUUCAUCACCAGUUAUAUGUUAUGAGAUCCAGGAUAAUGCAUUAAUGCUAUGAGAACUGAGAUUCGGUUUCAUGCUUCUUGUUC